CGCCUGGCCACGCCUCCUCGCCAGUGGGCCGCCAGAGAUGCCCCGCCCACUGGGAGAGGAGCCAGGCUUUUUGGGUGAAGCUCGGCCCGCUUGAGGAUAAGCCACGCCCCUUGAAGCAAGGCCGGCUCCUUGGGAGAGAAACCACGCCUCUUCGAGGAAGCUCCGCCCACUGGAGAGAGGUCACAGGCCCUUCAAAGCUCCGCCCACUCGGAGAUAAGCCACACCCCUGGAAGAAAGUUGAGCCUGUUGGGGCAGCCACGCCCCCUCGGGGGAGGAAGGCCUCCCCUUGAAGAUAGCGCGGGGCGGAAAGAAGCCACGCCCCCUGGCUGGGCGCACGCGGGGGGGGCGGAGCUUCUCCGGGCCGGUGUACCGCACUUUCCUAAUAAAACUGGAGACUCCGAGUCCCGGCAGGCUUUGCGCGCCCGGGGCGGAAGGGGCGGGCCGGCGGGAUGUGGCGGCGCGGGCUGGCGGCGCUGGGGCUGGCGCUCUCGCUGUACGCGCUGCACGUGGAGCGGAGCCGCGCGCGGGACCCGCAGUACCGGGCCGCCUGCGACCUGGGCCCGGCCGUCAGCUGCUCGCGCGUCUUCGGAUCCCGGUGGGGGCGGGGCUUCGGCCUGCUGGCGGGGGUCGUGGGCGAGGGCAGCGUCCUGAACCAGCCCAACAGCGUCUACGGCGUCGCCUUCUACCUGCUGCAAGGGCUGCUGGGCGGGACCCACAAUGCCGCGGGGCGGGUGCUGCUGCUGGGCUCGUCGGUGCUGGCGGUGCUGGGCUCCGCCUACCUGGGCUACAUCCUGCUGCGGGUGCUGCACGACUUCUGCCUCGUUUGCAUAACGACCUACGUCAUCAACGGCGCCCUGCUGGUGCUCAACCUGCGCUCGCCCCGCCCACGCUCCGCUGCCAAGCCCAAGGGCCAAUGAGGAGCCGCCCCCGCCUGGGCGUGGGCUUGCUGCCGGGCGGGGGCUUAGCUCCGCCCCUUGGCCCUGUGUCCCUCUAGCCCCGCCCCCCAUGCUGUACUUUGGAGCCAGCUUGUAGCCCUGCCCAUUCCGGUCCAGGCUGCGCCCCUAAUGCUACAUCUAGCUCUGCCUCCUGGGGCUAUUUUCAAGGCCUGCAGGCCCACUCUACUGCUAUCUCUAGCUGAGCCCCGUGGGGACCCCCCACUUCUGCCCAGGCUCCUCCCUCACUGCAACUCAAUCCAGCCCCCAUCCACCUUCCUCUGGGUCCACCCCUUUUCCUCCCAGCUCCGCCCCCUCCAGACCUAGCUCCUCCUCAUUACUGUACUUUUAUUUUGAUUUUCUAAAAAAAAAUCUUUUGGACUCUUUUUCAACCCCAAA
Molecule: messenger RNA, 1331 nt
Organism: Alligator mississippiensis (American alligator)
Lineage: Eukaryota; Metazoa; Chordata; Crocodylia; Alligatoridae
Gene: VKORC1
Product: vitamin K epoxide reductase complex subunit 1
Exons: 3
Coding region: 450-917 (155 amino acids)
Biological process (GO): vitamin K metabolic process; peptidyl-glutamic acid carboxylation
Molecular function (GO): vitamin-K-epoxide reductase (warfarin-sensitive) activity
Source: RefSeq, a predicted model, not a curated record